GUGCCUUAUCAAGCCUCAUGUUUGCCUACGAUGAUUAAGGUCAAAGUUCACGACUGAUGAUUUUCACGAUCCAAAGCUACGAGUCUCGUAUGGGUUCAUGAUGUCUUAUCUACCAUUUUUAGAUAUGAGAACGACCGACGACCCAAUAGACCAUGGACUCCAAUCGGAAGCCCAAGGUAUUCAGGCUACGACAACUACCCGGCGAUGCCAACAAAUCUCAAGCACUUGUAUAUCUCAGCAUAGGUCUUGGCAGUAUACCUGUCGAUAGCAUUCAUAUAUACUCGUUGGCAACGAGUCUCAGUCCCUGGCGACCAACCAAGACAGCUACUCUCAUGUUCAAUCCGCCACCCGCGCUUCUUCAGGGGGACCCGAGCAAAGACGAGUGGCAAAUCAGAGUGAAUGGGCUCGAAGAGCCUUUAAUAUUAGACACCCAUUUUCGUGGUUUGACGCCGCUUCGUGAGCCUACUUCAGACCAUUGUUUUGAUUGCAUCGCCCUCUCAGGGCUUUCAAGCCAUCCUUUUGGCUCAUGGCAACCAAAGAAAGGUGACAAGACGUUCAUGUGGAUUAGAGAUGCGUUGCCCCUUGAUCUUCCUCAGCUCAGGCCUAUCAUCUAUGGAUACGAGACAACGUUGCCUAAGAGCAAAUCAUUCCAGAAUAUCACCGAUCUAGCCUCGCAAUUAAUCAAUCAGCUAGCAUCUAACGGAUGGACUGCAUUGAGCGCAAAACCUUUAGUGUUCCUAGCACAUAGCCUGGGUGGGCUCGUCCUUAAGCGUGCUAUUGUAGCCCUCGCGAAUAGUGGCUAUGAUGAUAGCGCGAUACAAAUUGCUGGGGGUAUUUUCUUCGGGGUGCCAAACUUUGGCAUGGAACAGUCAUCAUUUCUCUCUAUCGCUGAGGGUAAUCCUAAUGAGAUGCUGGUGGAAGACCUCUCACCUCAUUCUCCUUGGUUGAAGGGUUUAGAGUCACAAUUCAAUGGCAUCUCAUACCUGAGGAAGAUGAACAUGUUCUGGGGGUACGAAACCUGCACAUCUCCAACCUUGAUUCAAAAUGAUGAUGGGGAAAUCGUAUCUGGCCCUGAAGUUGUUCUCGUCACACCCCAAUCGGCCACUCGAGGUUUGCUCGAAAUAAACGAAAGCCAGACAUUUCCCCUCAACGAAAACCAUUCCAACAUCGUCAAAUUUAACUGGGGCCAUGAAGACUAUGGAGUCAUUGUCAAGAAGCUUUCUCACAUUUGUUGUAUUGACCCGACCAACUAUGAUUCUGACGAGAUUGACGAAAGCCGCUCACCUAGUCUGACCUGCGACGAUAUUAAGUCGAAUGGCCAAGGCAAAGGCCGAUACAUGAAGACAUCACUAGGACUUAAGCCCGCUCGUGUGGGAAAGUCUCAUACCAGUCAAGAAAAGCCCCAGCUAAGUCUGGAACAGAUCGUGGAUAUACUACUCGACUCUCUCAAAGUAACUUCGCGGGAUGAUCGAAUCCAGGGUAUUCAAACACACUUCCGUGAUACAUUUGAUUGGAUAUUUAACCAUUCAGAGUGUGGAUUUCUUCAUUGGCUACAGUAUGGACAGGGUGCCUUCUGGAUUAACGGCAGCCCUGGAUCAGGAAAAUCCACUCUUAUGAAAUACAUUUUCCAAGAUGAACGCACUCGCGAGCUCCUUCACGACGUCCAGAACUCGCACGACGAGGUUUAUGCCGGAUUCUUCUUUCACCACCGCGGCUCGGCAGUACAAAAAUCAUUCGAUGGCCUAUUACGAAGUAUCCUGAGUCAAUUUCUAGAGCAGAACCAGAAUGUCGGCUCGAUACUAUCCCCACUUCUCCCCGUUAAACGUGAUAAAUAUGGGAGAGUCAAAGUGGCCGCUCAUAAUUGGUCUAGGGCAAUGCUGGAGAAAGCCUUCACUAUGGUCUUGAAGCAGCAACAGUUUGAACUAGACAUCUUCCUUUUUCUGGAUGCGUUAGACGAAUACCACGGACGUCCUGAAUUCAUCGCCAGCUUCAUCGAAAGUCUUGUGAAGCAAGAGAAGACGUCUAUGACACGUCUUAAGGUGUGCUUUUCAAGCCGACCAUGGGACGCCUUCACUACUCGCUUCAAAGACUAUGCGAGCAUUACGAUCCAAGACUUCACCAAAGACGACAUACGCCGCUAUUGUCUGGGUGUAAUGGAUGAUAAUCUCUCUUCUGAUAUUUCUAUUCCUAUAGAGGUAUUGGUUCCACAAGUUGUCGAUCGGUCGAAAGGGGUUUUCCUCUGGGUUAAGCUAGUAGCCGGCGACCUUGCCCGUGCUGCCAAUGCAGGGUUGAGCGAGGCAGACCUGGAGCGCUUACUUCAAUCGCUACCAGCGGAACUCGAUGAAUAUUACGUAGAGAUCGUUCAAAGGACGCCGGUAUCAUCACGGUGGACUCUUUACGCCAUGUUGGAAAUUGCUACCCGUUCCUACUAUCCUUUAGAAGGGCCUGAUUUCAUUGACGCAGUUGAAUGCUCUCGAUUUACGUCUUGGCAUGAAGCGCUGUCGAGGGUAGAGAAAUUGUGGUUGUUAGGGGAAGUAGAACACGAAGAGUACGCUGCAAAGCAGAUCAAGAUCCAUUCUCAAGGGCUCAUCGAAAUUCGAGGAAAAUUCGUCGAACUCCUGCAUCAGACUGUUCAAGAAUUUGUGAGCCAACCGAAAUUCAACGCUCUAGUCCUUGACACGGAAGCAAAGCUUACUUUUGAGAACGGGUAUUCUUUUCUGGUGAAAUGGCAUUUACUUGAUAAAAUCUUCGACAGUCCCAACAGGAAAAACAAGGACGGAGACGAUUCAGAUGAGAAAGGAAUAGACGAAGAGGAUGUAACCCAAAUCAUUUCGUAUGGAAAACUAUCAGAGGAAUCUACCGGCCGCAGCAUGAGGACUUUCCUCGACAGCAUUCCCCCUAAAAAAUACAGCCGGAUCGGUCAUGUCUCUGGUGCCUGGAUACAGAGCUCCAUCGAGUUUGCCGCAUUUGCGACGUUACUUCUCUAUUUUCGAGAAUCCUUCCAGAGAGAUCCGUCUUUUUUGAAGAAAUGCGAUGCCAGUAACCAAAAGUCGUUGAUUUCGCUCUGUCUUGGUCUCUUCCGGAUAGGUACCGACCACCACGUUUCCAGCCAAUACCUCAACUUCGAAGGUGGAGAGGAGCUGGCCAGACUCAUAAUGGAUAAUGGUUAUAAAAUCCAAUAUGACGAAUCCGCGUUUCAUAAAGUCAUAUGUUAUUUAACCAUGUCUAGGCAAGGCGAUAUUAGAAAUAAGUGUAUUGACUUCGUCGUACGUUUCCUCGAGCUUGGCCAGGACCCGAAUGCACCGAUGACCAUUCAUCAUUCGUCAGAGACGCAUCGGCUAAAAUGCACCGCGCUACACUUGAGUCCACCGGAAAUCGUCCCAUCGUUACUUUUCUAUGGGGCCGAAGUGAACUACAAGGAUUCUGACGGGAUGACGCCUCUAGACAGACUUUGUUGCAACGUCUUACCGACGACAAGAAUUGAGAUCUACCUCUACGGAAACCAUACAAGAAAUGUAUCGGAUUCCUACCAGGUGGCUUGCAUGUUGGCCGACGCUGGCGGGCAACGGGUACGCAGGAUAAUGGAUGAAUCCUGGAAUAGGCUCAUGAAACUGUUCUUAGAUAAAGGUUACGACGUAGAAACACUACAGCCGCUCGCUUUUAAGAACGACUCUAAAGGUUGGCUACCAUGGCUGUAGGCCUAGCUCUCUUAGAGCCUUCGAUAACCACUUGUGCAUUAUUAUCGCUUUAUGUAUAUACAAGCCGGAGCAUAACGAUUUCGGGUAUGAAAUAUUAUUUGAAUUAUAUACCACUGGGGACGAUUGGGUUCUGUCAAGCUUACCUAGUAGGUAGUAUAGGUAGAUAGAAUACACUUAUAUAAGUCUAGGAAGGUAACCCGAUGGGGAAGGGGUGUUCCAAUCAAAGGUCUACUAAACUAUUAGGUAUCUAAUAGCUUGUUACUGCAAUAUGGUGCUAAAGCCUAGAGACUUUAGUCGGUUAAAGGGUCGAUCAUCGCUCGUCUACUAGG
Annulohypoxylon truncatum is the source of this 4027-nucleotide messenger RNA. RefSeq lists its product as uncharacterized. The record is from RefSeq and is a predicted model, not a curated record. NCBI's taxonomy places the organism in Eukaryota, Fungi, Ascomycota, Sordariomycetes, Xylariales, Hypoxylaceae. The transcript has 5 exons. Bases 153 to 3698 code for a protein of 1181 amino acids.